AUGCCGUGCGACACCAAAACCACCUGCGCCGGCUGUUCCUGCGCCAGCACGCGCCCAACCUCAAAUAUAGAAGACUGCGAAGCGGAACUGCUCGCCCUACGCAAACGCACAGUGGACCUAGAAAGAACACUAGCAACACUAUCAGUCCAGGACAACACAAAAGCCCGGAAAGAUCGCAAACUACGCUCAACACGCUGGUUCAAUAACGACGACAACCCAGGCAUGACAGCGCUAUAUAUCGAACGAUAUCUAAACUACGGACUCACGCGCGAAGAACUCAUGGCCGGAAAACCAGUCAUCGGCAUCGCGCAGUCCGGCUCUGAUAUCGUGCCGUGUAAUCGACAUCACCUUGAACUAGCGAAGCGCGUGCGCGAGGGUAUUCGCAGUGCUGGGGGCAUUGCAUUUGAGUUUCCUACACAUCCUAUCCAGGAGAGUUCACGACGGCCGACUGCUUGUCUAGAUCGGAAUUUGGCGUAUCUUGGCUUGGUAGAGAUUUUGCAUGCUUAUCCUUUGGAUGGGGUUGUGCUUUUGACUGGAUGUGAUAAGACUACGCCCGCUGCGUUGAUGGCUGCUGCUACUGUGAAUAUCCCGGCGAUUUGUUUGAAUGUUGGCCCUAUGUUGAAUGGCUAUCUAAAAAAUGACCUGGCUGGAUCAGGUAUGGUAGUUUGGAAGGGUCGAGAGAUGUAUGCUGCAGGCGAGAUGAGCCGAGAAGAGUUCAUAGACUAUGUGGCUCGAGGAGCGCCUUCUGUGGGUCACUGUAACACCAUGGGCACAGCAUCAACAAUGAACGCACUAGCAGAGGCACUAGGCAUGGCUCUACCCGGUUCAGCAGCAAUCCCAGCCCCAUACCGAGAGCGCGGCCAAUGCGCCUACGAGACCGGCGAGCGAAUCGUCGAAAUGGUCCACGCAGACCGCAAACCCAGCGAUAUUAUGACACGCGCAGCCUUCGAAAACGUUAUCGUAGCCAACUCUGCCAUUGGCGGAAGCACUAAUGCACCGAUCCAUAUCAACGCCAUGGCAAAACACAUUGGUGUGGACCUUUCCCUCGACGACUGGGACCAGAUCGGCUUUCACAUCCCUCUACUCCUCAACAUGCAACCGGCCGGCGAGUUCUUAGGCGAGGAGUAUUUCCGCGCAGGAGGACUACCCGCCAUCAUGGCCGAACUGUUAGACGCGGGAAAACUACGCCCAGAAGCACUGACCUGCAACGGAAAAACCGUGGAAGAAAACGUGCGCGGACAACAUACCUGGAAUCGAAAGAUCAUUCACGCUUAUAGCGAGCCUAUGAUGGUCAAUGCUGGAUUCGUGCAUUUGACAGGCACGUUGUUCAACUCGGCAAUUAUGAAAACAUCCGUGAUCUCGCCUGCAUUCCGACAAAAGUUCCUCGAGAACCCGAAUGAUUUGAACGCUUUCGAAGGUGCCGUUGUGGUCUUUGAUGGACCCGAAGAUUAUCAUCAUCGACUCGAUGACCCUGCGACUCCGAUUGAUGAUACUAGUAUCCUUGUCAUGCGCGGCGCCGGACCAUUGGGAUACCCUGGUGCAGCGGAGGUGGUAAAUAUGCAUCCACCAGCACGUCUGUUGAAACAGGGGAUUACUUCGUUACCAUGUAUCGGGGAUGGGCGUCAAUCGGGGACAUCAGGCUCGCCAUCUAUUCUGAAUGCAAGCCCUGAAGCGGCGGCUGGAGGAAAUAUUGCGCUGCUCCGUGAUGGGGAUCGGACGCGGGUUGAUUUGACUAAGCGCCGUGUUGAUAUCCUUAUUGAUGAUGAGGAAUUGCAGCGUCGUCGUGAGGAGUUGAAGGCUCGGGGUGGGUUUGCUAUGCCCGAAAGUCAGACGCCUUGGCAGGAGAUCUUCCGUCGUGAGACCAGUCAGCUGAAUGAGGGCAUGGUUCUGCGUGAUGCUCUUAAGUAUCAACGUGUUGCGCAGCGGUGGGAGGAGCCAAGGCAUAACCAUUGA
This is a messenger RNA of Penicillium antarcticum, 1953 nucleotides long. RefSeq names its product IlvD/Edd family dehydratase. The record is from RefSeq and is a predicted model, not a curated record. Gene Ontology annotation, molecular function: hydro-lyase activity. The transcript has 3 exons. Lineage: Eukaryota; Fungi; Ascomycota; Eurotiomycetes; Eurotiales; Aspergillaceae. Bases 1 to 1953 code for a protein of 650 amino acids.